AUGAGCACCGGACCGGAGAGGCCUCUAGGAUCAGCCCAGCCUGAGCAUCCUGUGGUCACGCCAUCCGACAUCCGACACCCGGACGCCGAAGUCUUCGUAGACACUCUGAGGGGUGAUGCCAAGAAGCCUGAGUUUGCGAAAGUACUCUGUGCCAACUGCAGCAGUAGACUCCAGGUUCGACUUGGACCUGUCUUUGCUGGCUCGAUUGAGCAGUCACUCCCAGCCCAAGACCCACUGCGGAAAGAAGCUCUUCUGCAGGAUGACCAUCACCUACCGGCUCUCAUCCAGUCGCUCGAGAAGGUCGUGGAGGAUUCCAACAGGGCUCGAAUCGUCACCAAGGUAGAGGUGUACAAGCUACUCACCAACUCCAAGACGGUUGCGGCUCUGUGA
Symbiodinium sp. CCMP2592 is the source of this 390-nucleotide messenger RNA. Lineage: Eukaryota; Dinophyceae; Suessiales; Symbiodiniaceae. The record is from the annotation of a GenBank genome assembly.